Malassezia restricta is the source of this 1296-nucleotide messenger RNA. RefSeq names its product DNA replication and checkpoint protein. Gene Ontology annotation, cellular component: DNA replication preinitiation complex. Gene Ontology annotation, biological process: DNA replication; DNA replication initiation; mitotic DNA replication preinitiation complex assembly. The transcript has 2 exons. NCBI's taxonomy places the organism in Eukaryota, Fungi, Basidiomycota, Malasseziomycetes, Malasseziales, Malasseziaceae. Gene Ontology annotation, molecular function: DNA replication origin binding; single-stranded DNA binding. The record is from RefSeq and is a predicted model, not a curated record. The coding region runs from base 1 to 1296 and encodes 431 amino acids.
AUGGAAGCGAUUUUGCGGCGCCAACUGAAGGAAUGGCAGCGAGAAUUUCGAAAAUAUCAUGGCCGUGAGCCAACCAAGUCUGAUAUGCAGCGUGAUCCAGACAUGGUCUCGACAUACGACACAUGGCGCGCGCUGUCCGAGUCGACAAAGGCAUCUAGUAAGCCGCAAAAAGUCCCAAGAGAAAAAGAUAAUCAUGCUCCUACCACACCUAGAAAGAAACAGAAAUUUCAUGCUCCUCCUGUCAGUCCCGGAAACCCAUUUCGCUCACCCCAAAAGCCUACGAAGCACUACACGAAGCAGGGUGCCUUUCCAUCAUGCAAUAUGGAACAAGAUACCACGUACGAAUCGGAUGUGAGUGAGGAAGAUGAGCCUAUGCAGCCCUAUGUGGCGCUUACUCCCAAGAAACCUAGUCCAGCGGUGUCUGGUACGUCACCCAUGCCACUGUAUACGCCUCGUACCAAAGCUCGGAAGCGGCUUCGUGGAGAAGAUGUCCGGACGCCACCGCAAGCCAAAAUGCAGCGUAUCCCUUCUCAAUCUCGAACACUGCCUCUUCUUGCCCAGAGCCCGUCAUCGAUGAAAACUGACGAACGCCGCUCGUUCUCUCGUAUCCUGUCAGGUCACCACGACCACCAGGAUGAUGUCAUUGGACCGUCUCCGAGCAAAAAUGCCGCCCAUCGCGAAUUCCUGCCCUUGUUUUCUCAACCAGACACGCAUGCGCAGGAACACGACCACGACAUGCUGAGCGACCCGGCCUCCCCUGCUAUCUCGGCAAGCGGUACACAUGACCCCAUCUCGCCUAAACCACUUUCCCAACUCACAGAGACAGCUGUCCAUAUCAAUGAUGACACAAGCAAGUGCAUUAAGAUUCUCCCGUAUCGUCGCUUCGGGUCCACCAAAUCGCAAGCAUCUCUUCACCCCGACGAGCUUGACUUGAAUCUACCUCGUGUGCCAAGCCACGAAGAGGAAGAGAUGGGCCAUGAUGAGACUGUAUGGGGCGAUCAUCUCACUGAUCUCGAGACUCACUCCUUACUGAAAUCUAUGAUGCACGGUAAACGUGCCGUCUCUGAGCAGCGUGCUCGCAGUGAUCAACUGGUGCAACAUUUGUUCUCAGAUGAUACCUCUAAACCAAACUCCGCUAUUAUCCAACGCCAAGGUCGAGCUGGACUUGAUGCUGAAGAGGAUAUGGCGCCUCCAAGUGAAAAUGGAAGUACGCAUGAUGAUGAUUGGGCGAGCGAGUCUAGUAGUAUUGAUUAUGGCCUUGGCGACGGCGAUAUGGAUAGCUAUGAUGUAGAAUAA